This is a messenger RNA of Leptonychotes weddellii (Weddell seal), 3492 nucleotides long. It is a transcript of the gene ANP32E, whose product is annotated as acidic nuclear phosphoprotein 32 family member E. Lineage: Eukaryota; Metazoa; Chordata; Mammalia; Carnivora; Phocidae. Gene Ontology annotation, biological process: regulation of apoptotic process. The record is from RefSeq and is a predicted model, not a curated record. Gene Ontology annotation, cellular component: nucleus. Gene Ontology annotation, molecular function: histone binding; phosphatase inhibitor activity.
GGAGUGUAGGCCAGGGGGUUGGCGGUGCCGUGUCAUGGAGGCUCAGUCUCAGAGCAGCCAUUGAAGGGGAAGGAACUGCGGUGUGUGUGUGUGUGCGCGCGUGUGUGUGCGUGUGUGUGUGUGCGUGUGCGCGCGCGCGCGUGUGUGUGUGUGCGUGUGAGUGCGCGCGAGUGUGUGGACAAGGAGGUGGGGGCAGCCGAGUUAGAGUCCCAACUCCUUGGACUCCAUUUGCUAUUCUCUUCUUUCUCCCCCACACCUAUCUGGAGGUGGUGGGCGUUUAUAUUUGCUUUUCUUUUCAUUCAUUUCCAAAUCUUUUAAAAUUUAAGGGUUGGGGGUAGUGGGAAAGGCAGGAAAGGGUAAGGGAAGGGAGUAGUAGCAGAAGAGCAGGAGGAGGACAUGGAGAUGAAAAAGAGGAUUAACCUGGAGUUAAGGAACAGAGCCCCGGAGGAGGUGACAGAGUUAGUCCUUGAUAAUUGCCUGUGUGUCAAUGGGGAAAUUGAAGGCCUGAAUGAUACUUUUAAAAAACUAGAGUUUCUGAGUAUGGCUAAUGUGGAACUAAGUUCACUGGCCCGGUUGCCUAGCUUAAAUAAACUUCGAAAGUUGGAACUUAGUGACAAUAUAAUUUCUGGAGGUUUGGAAGUCCUGGCAGAGAAAUGUCCAAAUCUUACCUACCUCAAUCUGAGUGGAAACAAAAUCAAAGAUCUCAGUACAGUAGAAGCUCUGCAAAAUCUUAAAAAUUUGAAAAGUCUUGACUUGUUUAACUGUGAGAUCACAAACCUGGAAGAUUACAGAGAAAGUAUUUUUGAACUGCUGCAGCAAAUCACUUACUUAGAUGGAUUUGAUCAGGAGGAUAACGAAGCACCAGACUCAGAAGAGGAGGAUGAUGAGGAUGGAGAUGAAGAUGAUGAAGAGGAAGAGGAAGAUGAAGCUGGUCCACCUGAAGAAUAUGAAGAAGAGGAGGAGGAAGAAGAGGAGGAUGAAGAUGAGGAUGAAGAUGAAGCAGGCUCAGAACUGGGAGAGGGAGAAGAGGAAGUGGGCCUCUCAUAUUUAAUGAAAGAAGAAAUCCAGGAUGAAGAAGAUGAUGAUGAUUAUGUUGAAGAAGGGGAAGAAGAGGAAGAAGAGGAAGAAGAAGGUCUUCGAGGGGAAAAAAGGAAACGAGAUGCUGAAGAUGAUGGAGAUGAAGAAGAUGACUAGAUCAUUCUAAGACCAGAUUCCCUAAUGUUCCUGGGUGUGCAAUAGAGUGAUCACAUCUUCUUUGUUUCUUCAUGUACCAUAGUGAUCCCUACAGAAGAUAACCUGUAACUUUUUAUAGGAAAAGUGUGGUUUUACUAUUUUUGCCUUAUCAUUCCAAAUAAGAUUUACUAGUCUGUUAAUGAUCAUAUUGUAUGUAGAGAAAAAAUUUUCCUUGACCCCAUUGUGAAAUUCCCUAGCAAUUUAUUUAGAAUCUUCAUUUUUCUCAUUCAAGCUCACUGUAUUAGUUAUUUUUAGCUCAUAAUUAAAACAUGAUCACUUUUACACAGGUGUAGUUUGGUGCAUUUCAUUCAUAAGGUUAUAAAGUUAUUUAUAAGUUAACUGAAAUCACAGUCGGCUGGAAUAUGAAAUGAAAAUAGUCUCUUGACUAAUAAGUUGGUUAUAUUUUUAGAGGUGACCCAGAGAUCUUUAGUUUGAAGGCAAUGACCUUUUUUGUUUUUGUUUUUGUUUCGCUAAGGGUAUUUGGGUGCUUUUUUGUCACAUAAGUAACUUAGAAAGUAGGAACAGAAUAGCAAAGGUUCUAUUCAACAAUAUAGUUCAUGGCUUUUGUGGAGGCUUCUGAAACCUUUUAAGCCAGGUGACUAAUAAGAUUUUGUUUUUGAAGGAAAAAAUGCUUGUACUAAAGUUCAGAGACAUGCAGGUGAGCUCUUUGUUUUUCUAGCUGAAAAUCACGACAUGCCAGUGGUUGUUAAUUUUGUUUUGUUUUUAACUGCACAUUCUUUAUUUUCCUCCCAGCAAUUCUGUUAUGAUCACUUUCAUUUUUUGUUUCACUCCCCUCCUUCUAUCUCCAAAAAAAGUUGGGAAACUUAUGGCUACCCAGGAAAACCUUUAUUUAGUCUUUUAUACCUCAACCACCUUUUCAGACUAUCUCAGUUUUAAACAAGCUAAGUGAAAGAAAUUGAGUAUUUUCUGAAAUAUGAAUAUUAUUAUCAAUACAGUUUUAUGCAACAGAUUCUGCUUUCUGUAAAUCUCUCUUGGUUGACAAGAUGUACAGGCUGUAUUAAUAGGGUGAAGAAAGAAAAGCAAAGGAAGCUUUCAGAAGCAGCAUUGAUGUUCCACGAAAGUCAGAACAAUUGCCUCUUGAUAAUUAAUCAAGUCAACUUUUUGGGAAGUUAGCUUCCGAAAUGAUUUAGAUACCACACUGCAAAGUAUUUCUAAUUUUUCUGAGUAGAACCUUUAAUUAUUCUUCCUAUAGUUUUAAGGUAUUACCAGAUACAGCAUUUAAUUGGAAUAUACUGGGCAGUUGGAAAAAUAUUUGAAACUAAAUAUUAAGAUUUGUUUUCAAGUGGAAAUCCAUUAAAAAUAGAAAAAUAUUUGGGACGGGUGUGUUUCUUUAUAUGGCUACUAAAUAUAAUAAUAUGAGUAGACAAGUACAUCUCCCUUUUUGUUGUGGAGGCUCCGUGUUCAAGGCAAUUGCUUUUUAAAUCUUGGCUAAAUUUUUUUCUGCUUUGUUUUGAAUAUCUGUAAGUUUUUUUAAAGUUAGCAUCAGCAAAUUAAUUGAAGUUAUACUUCUAUACUGGGACACAUUUAAAUUACUGAGUAAAGAACUUCUUUUUUAGUUUCAGAUGUAUGACUUGGGGUUUUAAAGUAAAAAUUACAAAGUUAUUUGUGGGUAAACUAAAAAAGUUGCACAAGUGACUGAACUAAAACUCUUGGAAUAAGUUCAGUGGGGGGAUUGGAAUCUCCAAAAGACUAACAUUUUAUUCCUUUUAUAACAGUUGAAAUACCCUGUUUUAGUCCUUAAGAAUUCUCAUUGCAUAGUAUAUGCCAGACUAUAAAAUACUUAUUUUUAAAAUGAAAUCUAUAUAUUGACUUUCUUAUCAAUCAUCUUAUUGUGCAAUCAAAAUUAGAGUUCUUUGGUUUGAAAACAACAUUUAGAGCCUCCAAAUAACUUUUUAAGACUUAUUUAGCUUUGUGGGUGGUAUUUUCAUGCAAAUAAGUAAGGGUGGGUUUUAUAUUUUGUAGAAGUUUUUGGUCCUAUUUUAAUGCUCUUUGUAUGGCAGUAUGUAUAUAGUGUGUUAAAUUUCCUCAAAACUCUUCUUUAAAAACUUUGAAGUUAAUACUUUUGUGCAACUGUGUUUUGAAUAAAGCCAUGACAGUGUUAAAAAAAAAAAUGCAGCACUCCUGAUUAUUCUUUUAUUGUUUUUGACUUCCCUGUUUUUUUUUUCUGUGACUGCUGUAACUUAAAGUUUUUGAAAUUGAAUUGCUUCAAAUAAAUGGAAGAUUUGUUGUUAAUUAUUA